AGUGCCGAAAACCACUCCCACCCGCCUCUACUAUAUAUAACCCACCAAAAGCGCCGUUCCAGAGAACCUCUCUGUGUGCUCUCGGCGGGGUCGACGCUCGCCGCCACCUGGGUCACCGGCGGCCGCGUUGCCGCCGCCCCAACCCACGCCCCAUGGAUCCUCAGACAGCCCCUAAGAAGGCCGCUGGGCCAAACACCACGGCGGCUGACGGCAGCGACGGGACCGCCACCCUCCUGGGUAGGUACCAGAUGGGUCGCCUCCUGGGCCGCGGCAGCUUCGCCAAGGUCUACAGAGCUCGCUCCAUCGCCGACGGCGGCUCCGUCGCAAUCAAAGUCAUUGACAAGUCCAAGACCGUUGACGCCGCUAUGGAACCCCGCAUUCUCCGCGAAGUCGCCGCCAUGCGCGGUCUCCGACACUCCAAUAUUCUCGGAAUCCGCGAAGUCAUGGCCACCAAGUCCAAGAUCUACCUGGUCAUGGAGCUCGCCGAAGGCGGCGACGUCUUCUCUAAGAUCCGCCGCUGCGGCCGCCUCUCCGAGACGGCGGCGCGUCGAUACUUUCAGCAACUCGUCGCCGCCCUCCACUACUGCCACCAAAACGGCGUCGCUCACCGCGACAUCAAACCCCAGAACCUCCUCCUUGACCAGAACAACAACAUCAAGGUCUCAGACUUUGGCCUCUCCGCCCUGCCGGAGCAGCUCCAACACGGCCUGCUGCACACGGCGUGCGGGACGCCGGCUUAUGCGGCGCCGGAGGUCGUCUGCCGCCGAGGAUACGACGGCGCCAAGGCCGACGCUUGGUCUUGCGGCGUCAUUCUCUUCGUCUUCCUCGCCGGAUACCUCCCGUUCGACGACAGCAACCUCGUGAACAUGUACCGGAAGAUUCAUCACCGGGAUUAUCGGUUUCCGGCAUGGAUGUCAAAAUCGGCUCGCUGGGUCGUCCACCAACUGCUCGACCCAAAUCCCCAAACAAGAAUGAGCAUCGAGGUGCUUAUGAACACUCCCUGGUUCAAGAAAUCUCUGCAAUUUUCUCAAAUUAGUACUUACGAUUCCGAAUUAGUGACAGAAAAAGAUUUUCCCACUUCAAUUUUGAACGCGUUCGAUAUAAUUUCGCUGUCGUCGGGGCUCGAUCUAUCCGGGCUUUUCGAGGCGGUGAACAAAAAGGACAAGAGGUUUACGUCGGUGGCAUCGCCGGAAACCAUUACGGAGCGGGUGAGAGAAGAGGGCGGGAAAUUAGGGUACUGUGUUAGAAGAGGGAAGACAGGUAGUUUGAGAAUGGAGAAGGGAAAUGUUCUAUUAGUAGUUGAAAUUUUGGAGGUGGCGCCCUCAUUACUGUUGGUGGACGUGAAGGUGGCGGAGGGGGUGGUGGAGUUUGGGGAGCUUCAAUGGGGGGAUCUGAAAGCCGGGCUUGGGGACAUAGCUCUUCAAUGGCACAAUCUUGAUGGGGCCUAAAGGAAUUUCGAUUCAGAGUACGCUGUUUCCGGUGAUUGUCGACCGGCGGUGGUGCUGCCGAGGAUGUCGUAUGGCGUGUGGGGUUCGAAGCGGCCGGCGGUGUCGAGCGGAGGCGCCAUUCCCCGUGGAAUCGCCUGACAGUGAAUUUGUACAGAGGGUGAGAUUGUACGUGGAGUUGCUUAAUUAGGGUUUUGAUGGAUCGAUGUAUCAAUGCUUCAUACAAUAAUGUUUUGUUGUUCAUCUGUGUGUAUCGUGGUGAUGGUGAAAGCGUGGAUGUGGAUUUUGUAGAUUUCAUCUUCCUCUCUUGGGUUUUAUUUAACAAUAAUUUAAUUUCUCAUUGCACUUUUGUUAA
This is a messenger RNA of Malania oleifera, 1800 nucleotides long. Its product is annotated as CBL-interacting serine/threonine-protein kinase 7. The record is from RefSeq and is a predicted model, not a curated record. The transcript has a single exon. Gene Ontology annotation, biological process: protein phosphorylation; signal transduction. Gene Ontology annotation, molecular function: ATP binding; protein kinase activity. Bases 153 to 1448 code for a protein of 431 amino acids. Lineage: Eukaryota; Viridiplantae; Streptophyta; Magnoliopsida; Santalales; Ximeniaceae.